Molecule: messenger RNA, 2238 nt
Organism: Cyclospora cayetanensis
Lineage: Eukaryota; Apicomplexa; Conoidasida; Eucoccidiorida; Eimeriidae
Exons: 3
Coding region: 1-2238 (745 amino acids)
Source: RefSeq, a predicted model, not a curated record
AUGGUGUCUGCUUUUCGGGGUGUAGGACCUCUUCGAGGUUCUUUCAUAAUUUGUGUUACACUCUUAAAUCGAACUUUGCCUUCACGGGGAAUCGAGGCCGGAAAUAUAGGCCCACUUGCAUCUCCCGUCGACAGGCUUGAGGAGAUGGUACUGGGUUCCCCGAUACCAGGCAGCUCUACAACCCUUUUGAGUGAUACACUCACCCCUGUUGAUGUUGAGCCUGUGGAUAUGUCGGAGUUGAGUCCCAUAGAUCGUUUCGUUCAAAUAGUGCAGGCGGCAACCACGGACGCGGAUGAAGACGUGCAGGUGGAAGGCAUGCUGCACCCCGUACACCAACCGAGGCACCGGAAGCCCGGAUCUCGGAAGGGUCUUUUUGGAACUGCAGCGUUUGGUCUGUUUCCUUCUGUAGCGCUCAUUUCCCAAGUUCUUGUGGGUGCUCGCCUGAAGGCUGACGUCCUUGGGGACGGAUUGCAUGAAUCAGGUGAUGGUAGGCUUUUUGCAAGCUGCGUAGAGUGUGCCUUACCAGACUCUGACACGGGUUUUAGUGGGGUUGUGGUCAUGGAAUGCAGAAGUGUUGUGAGGGCGCUUGCGAGCAUUCAGUUGGGUUGCUACUGCCGAAUAUUCUGUACAUGCUUAGCUUUUGUUCUACAUUUUGGUGGCGGAAAUUGUUUCUGUCCCUUGGUUUCCUCUUCAGUCGUGGACGCUCCGCGUGUCUCGACGCGUUGUGGUUCAUUUGAAGAACCUCCUACGGGCCGCAGUGAACGCAUGAAGGCCGCAUUAACGUCGAAGACAGCCAUGGGCAUUACAGCAGCGCUGGCAGCUUUUGGAGCCUUGUAUUUUCUAAGAAAUCUCUAUGCCAGGAGGAAAAAGAAGCUUGGAGUGGGUAUGUUGGUGCCAUCGACCGCGAAGUGGGAUCUUAAGCACUGCCUCCUUAUUUUGGAUGUUGCUGGAGCACAGGCAGCGGGGCACCUCGGUGGAAGGUAUGUUACAGGGUCGGUAGAGGUUGAAGUUCACACCAGCACGCAACAUGGCAUCCUCACUUACCGCCUCAUCCCCUCCUUGGGUCAAUCUCUCUGGAAGUUCUUUUUGCGCAAGCAAGAAGUGGUGCACGAGCAUUUUUAUCUUCCCACGGAUUACUGCUACAUUAGUUCUGCAAGCGCUGCAACCGAGAAGCGUACCACGAGCGCUGGUGGGGGUCGAGCGACUACACCAGCCCCUCAGCCAGCGAGUUACAUACGAGAGUUUUUUCAGAGCAAGUCUUGGAAUAGACACUCCGUCACAGGCAUCGUGCUGCAGGCAGAGAAGACUCCCGGGUUGCAGCUCAUUCCACAGGCCGAAGGGCACCCACCUUUGCCUCCGAGGGAGUUACUGGACUCUAUUCAGCUUAAAUUACAGACAACGGAUGUCGAGCUGGAGUCAGCAGCUGUAGAUUUAAAAAGCCAUAGCAGCGUAGACGACGCUGCAAGCGGCGGAACUGACAAACUCGAGAGCAGAGACUCAAUGAAGGGGCUUCAGGAACUGCUGCUCGGGGGGGGCGGUGAAUGCGGUGAUUCAGUGCUUUGCGUGGAUAGCAUGCAUAUAUCCUCCGACGAGAACCUUUGCACUGUGCAUAUGGCAGUGCAAGACACGCGCCCCCUCUCGGUCUAUGCGGAUGUGGCCUCUCAGACAAUCGUCCUUAUGGUGAAACGAGGCGGUAACAACAAUGCCGCCCUUCAGCCUCGCGCAUCUGAAAACGAGACUGUCGAGUACAGAAUCCCCCUCCCGAUAUAUUGCGUCUUGGCAAGCGUCACUGACGCAAAGUACUCUGUCUCACCGUUCUCCGUGAAUCUCGACGGGAGCCAGUUCGAAACUGCAGAGGGCUCUACAGGUGCAGAGGAGAUGAUGGUUGCAACAGAGGAACAGGUUUCCGGGGCUGAUAGCGGUAUCAUGAGCAGAACAUCCGAUCUAGAUUUGGCGUCGAACAAGGAUCUCGCUGAUGAAAAGACGGAGGAGAAAUCUGAGGAGGAGUCUUCCACUCUCGCCGAGGCCACAGCGACGGAGGAGGGAAGAGCGACAGAAGGCACGGGGGAGACUGGAGCAAGAGAGGGUGCUCUCCAUGAUACAGUUGAAGAAAGUCAGAAUUCCAAGGAGGCGGGGAUGGUGCAAUAUCAGCAUGCGCGCAUACAGUUCAAGCCCUUGCCAAAGGAGGCCAUAAGGGUCUCCUUGCAGAUGCUUCCACAGAAACAACUUUCCAGCUGA